Messenger RNA from Chrysochloris asiatica (Cape golden mole), 6210 nucleotides. RefSeq names its product Rho guanine nucleotide exchange factor (GEF) 17 (gene ARHGEF17). Lineage: Eukaryota; Metazoa; Chordata; Mammalia; Afrosoricida; Chrysochloridae. Gene Ontology annotation, molecular function: protein binding; guanyl-nucleotide exchange factor activity. The coding region runs from base 16 to 6210 and encodes 2064 amino acids. Gene Ontology annotation, biological process: actin cytoskeleton organization. The record is from RefSeq and is a predicted model, not a curated record. The transcript is spliced from 21 exons.
GUGAGUGCCGCCACCAUGGCGGAUGGGACGCCCCGGCCCCCGCUCUAUCGCAGCGUCUCGUUCAAGCUAUUGGAGCGCUGGAGCGGCGGAUCCGGGCCGAGGGAGGAGGAAGACGCCGACACCCCCGGGCUGCGGCGCCGCGCCUCGUGCCGGCCCGCCACCACCGGCCCGGGCCAGCCCUCCCGGCGCGUGUCCAAGCUGGCGUCGGGGCCCCCGGCCGCCCCCGCGCAGCCGCGCCCGCUCCGCAGCCUCUCCCCGUCGGUGCGCCAGCUCUCUCGGCGCUUCGACGCGCCUCGUCUAGACUACGACGCAGCCGAGGCCUGGGACGGGGGCGUCUCCCCAGGAGCGGUGGAAGAAGCGGCCGAGGGCGCCGCGCGCGGGGCCUGGCCCAGCGUCACCGAGAUGCGCAAGCUUUUCGGCGGCCCUGGCUCCCGGAGGCCCAGCGCCGACUCCGAGGCCCCGGAGGCGCCCAGCCCCGACGGUGCAGCGUGGGAGCUCCAGAGUCGGGAGCCGCGGCAGCCACCGACGCCACCUCCUCGGACGUGCUUUCCCCUGGCGGGCCUGCGUUCAGGGCGGCCGCUGGCCGGGCCGGGUACCGAAGGAAGAAGGCGGCGGCAGCAGCUACAGGAACGGGCUCAGCGUCCGGCGGAUGGUUUACAUUCUUGGCAUAGCUUUUCCCUACCGCAGACCGGGGCUCGGGCCUCCUGCUCCUCCUCCUCCAUCGCCUCCUCUUAUCCUGUCAGCCUCAACCGGGCUGCCAGCUCCAGCGAAGAGGAAGAGGACCCCCCGCCGAAGACGACCAGGGCGCAGAGUCCCGCGUACCACGGUGGCCACUCUUCGGGCAGUGACGAGGACCGAAACGGUGAGGGCACCCGCCGCUGGGGAAGGAAACAGGGACCCAGACCUGGAAGCUCUCACUUGGGCCGAGAUAGCAGACCAAACCGUGAUGGGUUAAGUCUGGACAGCAUGGACUCUGUAGGGGGAGCCAGGAGCCCUGAGCCCCCAGCAUCUCCAAGAGCUCCUAGCGAGGAGGAAUCCCGGGUGUGGGGUGCUGACUCGCCACCCUGUACUCCAGGUCCUCAGGAAGGAUUGCGGUCCAAGUUUGACACUGUGGGGGGAACUUUCCGAGUGGCCAAGGUGAGCUUUCCUGCAUACCUGGCCAGCCCUGCAGGCUCUCGUGGCAGCAGUCGUUAUCCCAGCACAGAGACUCUCAAGGAUGAGGACCUGUGGUCUACCCGCGGUCCUGGAGGUUGGGGUGUAUACCGCUCCCCUAGCUUUGGAGCUGGGGAAGGGCUCCUCCUGCGGUCCCAAGCUCGAACUCGUACCAAGGGACCUGUGGGCACCACGAAGGUAUUGAGGGAUGGAGGAGGAUUAGAGCUGGACAAAACCAGGCAAAGGAAAUCCCUGUCAAACCCAGACAUUGCCUCUGAGACCCUGACACUGCUCAGUUUCCUACGUUCAGACCUUUCAGAGCUAAGGAUCCGCAAGGCUGGCCAGAGACCUGAGGACCCUGAGAGUGACCCCCUGGAUAGCAGAGACUCACCAGGAGCAAGUGGUCCUGUGGGACCACUUGGACCCAUGCCUGUUCCGGUUCCAGCAUCACCUGGCACCCGUCCCACACUCAAGGACUUAACGGCCACUUUGCGCAGGGCAAAGUCAUUUACCUGCUCUGAGAAGCCCACAGCCUGCCGUCUGCCCCGCACCAGUACUCUGAAGCCCAGCUCCUCCGAGCUCUUGCUGGUAGGCCCCACCGAGGAGGAUCUGUUGCCCCUUGUUGUCCAGGAUCAGUAUGUGCAGGAGGCGCGUCAGGUGUUUGAGAAGAUCCAGCGCAUGGGUGCCCAACAAGAUGAUGGAAACGAUGUCCCUCCUAGGAGCCCUGACUGGGCAGGAGACAUGACUGGGGGGCAGCGGUCUCAGGAGGAGCUCUCCGGCCCUGAGUCCAGUCUGACAGAUGAGGGAAUUGGGGCAGACCCUGAACCUCCUGUUUCAGCCUUUUGCAGCCUGGGUUCUACAGGGGUGUGGCGACCCCUUCCCUCAUCCUCUGCCCAGGCUAACCACCAUGGUUCUGGGGCAGAGGACAGUCUGGGUGGGUGGUCCCGUGUUUCCCCCGAGACCCCUCCCACACCAGGUACUCUCCGCCGGCGUCGCAAAGUGCCACCAUCAGGCCCUGGUGGGACUGAACUGAGCAAUGGGGAGGCAAGUGAGGCCUAUAGGUCUCUGAGUGACCCAAUUCCGCAGCGCCACCGGACUACCACCUCUGAGGAGCCUUCUGGGUUCUCUGUGGACAGCAACCUCUUGGGCUCACUGAGCCCCAAAUCAGGGCUUCCAGCAGCCCCAACUGUGGAUGAGGGCCUGACCAGUGGCCAUAGUGACUGGUCUAUGGGCAGUGAAGAGAGCAAGGGAUACCAGGAUGUUAUUCAGAGCAUUGUUCAGGGGCCUGGUGCCUUUGGGCGUGUGUUGGACGACAGGACUGCUGGCAAAGCCCCCAAGAAGAAAUCUCUGAGCGACCCUAGCCGCCGCGGGGAGCUGGCUGGGCCUGGAUUUGAGGGCCCUGGAGGGGAGCCCAUCCGAGAGGUCGAACCCACACUGCUUCCAUCCAGCAGUGAGCCCAUCCUUGCAGAGCAACGGGUAGAGCCCCAAGAGCCCAGUCCUGUUAGGGGCCGUACACAGUCUGAGAGGGCCCUACCUGAGGCCUCACCUGCCUCAUCCACUGCCCACUGUGACUUCCACCUUGACCCUAAGCUAACUGACAUUCUGUCCUCACGGCUCAUCCACCGAGGUACCAAGAAACGCCCGGCCCGGAGCAGUCACCAAGAAUUUCGGAGAGAGGAGGGCAAUCUAGACCAGGCUAGCAGCUUGUCUCGGGCCCGAUCCUCCUCCAAACAUGUUCGCCAUGCUAGUGUGCCUGCCACAUUCACACCAAUUGUGGUGCCAGAGCUGCCUACCUCUGUUGGCCCCCCUGUGGCUGUGCCUGAGCCCAUGGGCUUCCCUGCACCAAUUCACCCCACAUUGCAGGCACCCUCACUUGAGGAUGUCACCAAACAGUAUAUGCUAACCCUCCAUUCUGGUGAGGCCCCUGCCCCAGUGCCUGUGGACGUGCCCUCCUUGGCUCCGAUUGUACCGCCCUCUGCUGAGACCAAGCCCCCUGAGCCUGCCCGGGCUCCACAUGAGCCUGCCCCAGCCAGCAAAUGCUUCAGCAAACCACAAGUGGACAUGCGGAAGCACGUAACCAUGACCCUGCUGGACACAGAACAGUCGUAUGUGGAGUCGUUGCGCACCCUGAUGCAGGGAUACAUGCAGCCGCUGAAGCAGCCAGAGAACUCCGUUCUGUGUGACCCAUCACUGGUGGAUGAGAUCUUUGACCAGAUCCCCGAGCUCCUGCAACACCAUGAGCAGUUUCUGGAGCAGGUGCGGCACUGUGUGCAGACCUGGCACGCUCAGCAGAAGGUGGGAGAUCUGCUUGUCCAGUCGUUCUCUAAGGAUGUCCUGGUAGACAUCUACUCCGCCUAUAUUGAUAACUUCCUGAAUGCAAAGGAUGCUGUGCGUGUGGCUAAGGAAGCGAGACCUGCUUUUCUCAAGUUCUUGGAGCAAAGCAUGCGGGAGAACAAGGAGAAGCAGGCCCUGUCUGACCUCAUGAUCAAGCCUGUACAACGGAUUCCACGCUAUGAACUUCUGGUGAAGGACCUCCUGAAGCACACACCUGAGGACCACCCGGAUCACCCAUUCCUGCUGGACGCUCAGCGGAACAUCAAGCAGGUGGCUGAACGCAUCAACAAGGGUGUGCGCAGUGCCGAGGAGGCAGAACGGCACGCCCGUGUGCUACAGGAAAUUGAGUCUCACAUCGAGGGCAUGGAGGAUCUCCAGGUCCCUCUGCGGCGGUUCCUGAGGCAGGAGAUGGUCAUCGAAGUGAAGGCAGUUGGUGGCAAGAAGGACCGGUCCCUCUUCCUGUUCACGGACCUCCUUGUCUGCACCACCCUGAAGAGAAAGUCGGGCUCGCUGAGGCGUAGCUCCAUGAGCCUGUACACCGCGGCCAGCGUUAUCGACACGGCCAGCAAGUACAAGCUGCUGUGGAAACUGCCCUUGGAAGAUGCCGACAUCAUCAAAGGGGCAUCCCAAGCUACCAACCGGGAGAACAUCCAGAAGGCCAUCAGCCGCCUGGACGAGGACCUGACUACGGUGGGCCAAAUGAGCAAGCUCUCUGAGAGCAUCGGGUUCCCCCACCAGAGCCUGGACGACACGCUGCGGGACCUCUCGGCUGCCAUGCACCGGGACCUGUCGGAGAAGCAGGCUCUAUGCUAUGCUCUCUCCUUCCCACCUACCAAGCUGGAGCUGUGCACCACACGACCUGAGGGCACAGACUCCUUCAUCUUUGAGUUUCCCCAGCCCGAUGCCCGCCUUGGCUUCGAGCAGGCCUUCGAUGAGGCCAAGAGAAAGCUGGCAUCCAGUAAAAGCUGCCUAGACCCCGAGUUCCUGAAGGCCAUCCCCAUCAUGAAAACCCGCAGCGGCAUGCAGUUCUCCUGUGCGGCCCCCACCCUGAGCAGCUGUCCGGAGCCCGCACCCGAGGUGUGGGUGUGCAACAGCGACGGCUACGUGGGUCAGGUGUGCCUGCUGAGCCUGCGGGCUGAGCCCGACGUAGAAGCCUGCAUUGCCGUCUGCUCGGCCCGCAUCCUCUGCAUUGAGGCGGUGCCCGGCCUGCAGCAUCGCUGCAACCGGGAUCAACCUCCCUCACUGAGAAGCCCUCCUGAGGCUGCACUGGAGCCCUCUAGGCCGGAGCUGGAUACUGAGGCCGCCACGGAUGAGGAAGCUGCUGCCCUGGGGGAGUCUGGACCCGAGCCCUGUCUUCAUAUCUCCAUCGCGAGUUCAGGCCUGGAGAUGGCACCAGCGCCCGCUGAGGGGGACUCCCGCCCUGAGUUGGUGCCUUUUGACAGCGACUCAGAUGACGAGUCUUCACCCAGCCCCUCGGGGACCCUACAGAGCCAGGCCAGCCGCUCCACCAUCUCCUCCAGCUUUGGCAAUGAAGAGACCCCCAGCUCCAAGGAGGCCAUGGCAGAGACCACCAGCUCAGAGGAGGAGCAGGAGCCUGGAUUCCUGCCAUUGUCGGGCUCCUUCGGGCCUGGGGGUCCCUGCGGUACAAGCCCCAUGGAUGGACGAGCCCUUCGUCGCUCCAGCCGCGGUUCCUUCACCCGGGGCAGCCUCGAGGACCUGCUGAGCGUCGACCCUGAGGCCUACCAGAGCUCCGUGUGGCUGGGCACUGAGGAUGGCUGUGUCCACGUGUACCAGUCCUCGGAUAGCAUCCGUGAUCGCAGGAACAGCAUGAAGCUCCAGCAUGCAGCCGCUGUGACAUGUAUCCUGUAUCUGAAUAACCAGGUGUUUGUAUCUCUGGCCAAUGGAGAACUUGUAGUCUACCAGAGGGAAGCAGGUCGUUUCUGGGACCCCCAGAACUUCAAAUCAGUGACUCUGGGAGCUCAGGGGAGCCCCAUCACCAAGAUGGUGUCUGUGGGUGGGCGGCUGUGGUGUGGCUGUCAGAACCGAAUCCUUGUGCUGAGCCCCGACACACUGCAGCUGGAGCACACAUUUUACGUGGGGCAGGAUUCAAGCCGCAGCGUGUCUUGCAUGGUGGACUCCAGUUUGGGCGUGUGGGUGACGCUGAAAGGCAGUGCCCAUGUGUGUCUCUACCACCCAGAUACCUUUGAGCAGCUGGCAGAGGUAGACGUCACACCUCCUGUGCACAGGAUGCUAGCAGGCUCAGACGCCAUCAUCCGGCAGCACAAGGCUGCCUGCUUGCGGAUCACAGCGCUACUGGUGUGUGAAGAGCUGCUAUGGGUCGGCACCAGUGCAGGUGUCGUGCUUACCAUGCCCACCUCACCCAGUACCGUCAGCUGCCCACGAGCACCCCUCAGUCCUGCCGGCCUAGGCCAGGGACACACAGGCCACGUCCGCUUCCUGGCUGCAGUCCAACUGCCAGAUGGAUUCAAUUUGCUCUGCCCAACCCCACCACCUCCUCCACAUACAGGUCCCGAGAAGCUGCCAUCACUGGAGCACCAGGACUCCCCCCGACACCGAGGCCCCACUUCAGCCAGGCCUAAAAUGCUGGUUAUCAGUGGCGGUGAUGGCUUUGAGGACUUCCGACUCAGCAGUGGGGGUGGCAACAGCAGUGAGACUGUGGGCCGAGACGAUAGCACAAACCACCUCCUCCUGUGGAGGGUGUGA